CAUGAGAAAAAUUAAUAUCAUUUUCUUUGCUUGUGUUUGCAAUUUUUUAUAAAAAAAGUAAUUUUCACUGAAGAAUCUAUUUUAUAUUUUUGUAUAUUUGUAUAUCUGAGAGAAAGUUGUUUCAAACUUGCUUUACACAACAAUAUAAAACAACAACAACAAUAUAAAAAUAUCGCUGUGCAAAUAAUGUGAUUAUUUCGUUUCGAGAAAUGAUCUAUGUAUAAGGUAUAUCAUGAUAUCAUGUCCGAUCAUUGUUUGUCUAUGAUAUUCAAAAUGUGUAAACUAAAUCUCUGAGGGAAAACAUUUUUUCUAUGUCCUCUAGACUCAUAUGACUUGUGUUAUUCAAUUUUAUCUUCAAAUAUAUUCGAUAAGCGAAACAGUCACAGUUUAUUCGUGCGGUGUAACAAAGUAAAGAAGAUUAAUUUAGUGCUCUAAAUUCAUAUUUCGUGACAAAGAAUUUAUUUCUGCUUUUUAUUAUAAUUUUUUUAUUUAUUCAUUAAGAAGAAAACUGAAAAUGAACAUCGAGCAGAAUGCCAAAAUGAUUUUAAAGGCAUGUAAGGAGCAAGGAUUACAAGAAAUACUACAAUGUUCAUUUCUUGCUGAUUGUUCGGCGCCAAAUCCACCCCAGCGAGUAUUAACAACUGAACAACUAUCGCCGGAAAUAUCGAUUUAUUACGUAAAAAACAGUGAAGAGGCAUUCAGUCUGGAGCUGAAGAAAUUUUGUUUGAAAAAUCCCAUUGCGAUAUUACGCCAUCUCGAUGCAUCGGUCAAUAUUGAUCUAGACCUUUUUUCGUCUAAAACUUUAGCUCAAAUAGAUCCACAUUUAAAUAUCGAAAUACGUGAACAAAAUAAAUGUUCUCCUGAUGAGAAUUGGGACAAGGGACGCAAGAAAAAGGUCUGGGACUGCUUCAGUUCCUUAAGUCGCAUGACAAUGUUGGAAUACACGAGAUAUCAACGACGAAUUCAAAGGCAGAACAAUUCCGAUCAAAUGAACAUGGAUGAAGAAAACAAAAAAUUGAAAUUCGCUACCAAUAUAGAUCUGUCGAACAAGAAAAAGUGGAAAGAUCAAUUUGACGAAUUGAUGAAGUUACCACCAUUCCUCAGAGUAGAAGAUAACAGCAAUAUGCUCAGCUAUGUGGGCGAAAUCUUAGGGAUGAAUACCUUGCAAUUAUACAUGAAGGUACCCGGAUGCAGGACCCCCGGUCAUCAGGAGAAUAACAAUUUCUGUUCUGUCAACCUUAAUAUUGGACCGGGUGAUUGCGAAUGGUUCGCAGUACCGCAGGAAUACUGGGGUGCAAUGCAUACGCUCUGUGAACAAAAUAAUGUCAAUUAUUUGAAAGACAGUUGGUGGCCGCCGAAUUUGAACGUUCUGCACGAGAACAACAUUCCGGUAUACAGAUUCAUUCAGAAAUUAGGCGAUAUCGUAUGGAUAAAUGUCGGCUGCGUGCACUGGGUACAGUCAAUUGGUUCGUGCAACAAUGUCGCGUGGAACGUUGGCCCAUUCACCGUCUCGCAAUAUUAUAUGGCGAUCGAACGUUACGAAUGGAAUAAAUUGCAACGGUUUAAAUCAAUCGUACCGAUUGUGCAUCUCUCGUGGAACCUAGCGUGCGAUGCUAAUGUGACAAAUGUGCAAUUGUCCAUUCUAAUAAAAAAUUGCCUAUCGCUAACGAUGAAGCAGAGUUACUUGAUAUUAAAGUUUGUGAAGAGGAAGAAUGUGGAAAUAAUCUAUCACGGCCGCCGUAAAGACGAUCAUACGCCUUAUUGUCAAAAUUGUUAUGUCGAGGUGUUCAAUGUAUUAUUCAUUUCCAAAUUAAAAAAAAACAAACCACAUGAAGUGUACUGCAUAAAAUGUGCGCUUAAGCGAUCUCGUUCGUUGAGGGGAUUUACAUGUUUAAAGGAAUAUCAUUUGAAUACUUUAAGGAACAUUUAUGACAAAUUUGUUCUACGACUCUCAUCAUCGCAUGGAAGUCGUCGAUCAUUGAGCACCAGCAUAAAAUAACUUUAAUCUUACAGUAUUUUCAAUUGCAGUGGAUCUUAACUUAUAUUAUCAUAAUGCACUUUUUGUAAACGAGAUGGACAUAGAAUACGAAACAUUGAAAAGAGGAAAAACGAAAAAAAAAAAA
Messenger RNA from Pogonomyrmex barbatus (red harvester ant), 2123 nucleotides. RefSeq names its product histone demethylase UTY-like. Gene Ontology annotation, biological process: regulation of gene expression. Gene Ontology annotation, molecular function: histone H3K27me2/H3K27me3 demethylase activity; RNA polymerase II cis-regulatory region sequence-specific DNA binding; chromatin DNA binding. Gene Ontology annotation, cellular component: MLL3/4 complex. The record is from RefSeq and is a predicted model, not a curated record. Lineage: Eukaryota; Metazoa; Arthropoda; Insecta; Hymenoptera; Formicidae.